Galeopterus variegatus (Sunda flying lemur) is the source of this 2404-nucleotide messenger RNA. RefSeq names its product protein phosphatase 1, regulatory subunit 12C (gene PPP1R12C). The coding region runs from base 71 to 1834 and encodes 587 amino acids. Gene Ontology annotation, molecular function: phosphatase regulator activity; protein kinase binding; enzyme inhibitor activity. Gene Ontology annotation, cellular component: cytoplasm. The transcript has 20 exons. The record is from RefSeq and is a predicted model, not a curated record. Lineage: Eukaryota; Metazoa; Chordata; Mammalia; Dermoptera; Cynocephalidae.
CCAUGGGGCCAACAUUGCCGCUGUCAACAGUGAUGGGGACCUACCCCUGGACCUGGCCGAGUCGGACGCCAUGGAGGGGCUGCUGAAAGCGGAAAUCGCCCACCGAGGCGUGGAUGUGGAGGCAGCCAAGCGGGCUGAGGAGGAAUUACUGCUUCAUGACACAAGGUGCUGGCUGAAUGGGGGUGCUAUGCCAGAGGCCCGGCACCCCCGUACUGGGGCCUCUGCCCUGCAUGUUGCCGCUGCCAAGGGCUACAUUGAGGUGAUGAGGCUGCUCCUUCAGGCUGGCUAUGACCCAGAGCUACGCGAUGGGGAUGGCUGGACCCCCCUGCACGCAGCGGCCCACUGGGGCGUGGAGGAUGCCUGCCGCCUGCUGGCUGAACAUGGUGGGGGCAUGGACUCGCUGACCCAUGCGGGGCAGCGUCCUUGUGACCUGGCUGACGAGGAAGUGCUGAGCCUGUUGGAGGAACUGGCACAGAAGCAGGAGGAUCUUCGAAAUCAAAAGGAAGCCUCCCAGAACAGGGGCCAGGAGCCCCAGGUGCCCUCCAGCAGCAAAUACAGAAGGAGCUCUGUGUGCCGUCUGAGCAGCCGGGAGAAGAUCUCCCUCCAGGACCUAUCCAAGGAGCGCCGGCCUGGUGGGGCUGGAGGGCCACCCAUCCGGGAUGAGGAUGAGGGAGAAGAAGGCCCCAUGGAGCCAUCCCCUGAAGAAACCAGGACCCUCAAUGGAGUCUCCUCCCCACCUUUUCCUACCCCUAAGAGCCCCAUGCUGCCCAAUGAGGCCCCCUUCUCUAGGCGCUUUGGCCUCCAGAAAACAGGGAGCUCUGGUGCCCUGGGUCCCCCAGAAAAGCGAGGAGCCGAUGGAGCCCCUGGGUCUGGGCUGCAGCGCUCAGCUUCCUCCUCUCGGCUGGAAGGGACCUCCACUCAGGCCAAGGAGCCCCAUCUUGCCAGAAUUACUCCUACUCCCUCCCGGAAAGUGCUGGAGCUACCUGUCCUGAUUCCAGAGGCUGAAUCCCCAGUGAAGCCAAAUAUCCCCACACCAUCCACAGCACUCCCAGUGGACUCCCGGGACCGUCGGAGGUCCUACCAGAUGCCUGUGCGAGAUGAGGAAUCUGAGUCCCAACGGAAAGCUCGCUCCCGCCUCAUGCGCCAGUCUCGGAGGUCCACACAGGGUGUGACUCUGACAGACCUGAAGGAAGCAGAAAAGGCUGCAGGGAAGGCCAUAGAGCCUGAGAAGUCAUCUCUGCCAUGCCUGGACCCUUCCCGCCGGCCCCGAGUGCCUGGAGUUGAGAACUCUGACGGCCCUGCCCACAGAGCAGAGGCGCCUGACGGGCAGGGUCAGGGACCACAGGCAUCCAGGGAGCACCACAAGAUCGACAAGGAGCGGAGGGGGCCUGCUGAGGGGGAAGAGGCGGAGCCGACAGAUGGAAGCCCAGAAAGCAGCACUCCCGAGGGCGGCCCCUCAGCCCGCAGGCAGCGCACACAGCGGAACCUCAACCCAGAACCUGAGCCAGGAACCGAAGAGCCGGAGGGAGGCUUUAAGAAGCUGUACUCAGAGCUACGCAGGGAGAAUGAGCGGCUUCGUGAAGCCUUGACUGAAACCACGCUGCGGCUGGCGCAGCUCAAGGUGGAGCUGGAGCGGGCCACACAGAGGCAGGAACGCUUUGCUGAGAGGCCAGCCCUUCUGGAGCUGGAGAGAUUCGAGCGCCGGGCCCUGGAACGCAAGGCAGCAGAGCUGGAGGAGGAGCUGAAGGCCCUAUCUGAUCUCCGGGCUGACAACCAGCGGCUCAAGGAUGAAAAUGCAGCGCUGAUCCGAGUCAUCAGCAAACUUUCCAAGUGACUCUGGAGAACUUUCCUGCACCCGUAUUUAUACAGCUGCUUCUGCCACACGCACCCCUUCCCCCGUGUGAACACCACCAGUAACAGGGCUCUGGGGGAAGUCUCUGAGAAGCCAUAACCUCCCCUUGGGAUCUCUGGACUGGGAGGGGAGCACAGAGUCCCCAGGAGCCAAAGGGGGCCAUCUGAGGCCAGGAUGAAGGCAGAGGCCAAGCCAGGUAGGGGGACGUCGCCAAGAGGAGACUGGGGUCGGAGACGGGACCAGGAAGGAACCGAGGACCAAGAGGCGCAAGGAUCAGUAGCCAGGACCAGAGUGGCUGCCCCACAGGUCCCCCACCUCACGUGUGAUACCACCCCAGUCACCCCUCCCUCUCCUGAGCAGGGAUCCAAGAAUGUGCCAAGAGUCCUGCUGGCCUCAGCCAGGUGGGCCUGUAUAUAGGGUCCAUGUGCAAUAGGGAGGGAUGUCUUCUAUUUUUUGCUGCCCCCUCUCCACCCUCUGUCUGGGGCAGGGGGAGAAGGUAUUUUCGAGACAAAGCACAGGCACCACAAAUAAAAGUCGUGAAGUUGCCACUCA